Messenger RNA from Sceloporus undulatus (fence lizard), 2702 nucleotides. RefSeq names its product methyltransferase like 25B (gene METTL25B). Lineage: Eukaryota; Metazoa; Chordata; Lepidosauria; Squamata; Phrynosomatidae. The coding region runs from base 177 to 1784 and encodes 535 amino acids. The record is from RefSeq and is a predicted model, not a curated record. The transcript has 9 exons. Gene Ontology annotation, molecular function: rRNA (adenine-N6,N6-)-dimethyltransferase activity. Gene Ontology annotation, biological process: rRNA modification.
CUCGCUCUCCUCUGCAAGAGGCGCCGAUGCUGCAUUAAACCCCGGCCGGGAGGCUCCCUUAGCGGGCCCAGGCCUGGAGAGAAGAGGAAGCGCCAGUGCGCAGGCGCAGCCCUUGGGAGCGCCCCAUCCAGACCGCGACGGCGGCGGCGGGGUCAAACCCGCCGUGGGCGCCUGGCAUGGCGGCCUUCUCCUCGCUGGAGGAGCAGAGGCGCUUGGCAGCCAACAUCACCCGCUUCCUCGCCCUCUACGGCCACAUCGCGGACGCCUACGUCAUCGAGUUCUUCACAGACAAUCUGUGGGGCAGCCUCCCCCUUUCCUGGCAGGCAGCCCUGGCCCACCUGACCCCUCCGCAGCUGGCGGCCCUCUUGCUGGAGGACAGGCGCUCCCCGGAAGCCAGCUACAGCUCCGUCUGGCCGCUCUCGCUGCUGGCCUUCAGAGCCACCGCCCACUCCUUGGCCUUUCCCAGAAGAGCUGGGGGCCAAGGGGGCACCUCGGGGUCCGAGGGCCCAGAAGAGUUCCAGGGGAACCCCCUGCAGAGCGCCAGGCUCCAUCCCCUCUUCCGGAAGCACGUCAAGCCCAAGAAGCAGCACGAAAUCUGGAGGCUGGGACAGGUAGUGAAGAGGCUGAGCGAACUCACUGGAUGCCACCACAUUGUUGAUGUGGGGUCUGGACAGGGCCACCUCUCCCGCUUCCUGGCCUUUGGUCUCCAUCUGCCGGUCAUUGCAGUUGAGGGAGAUGCCCGCCUGGUCACUCAGGCCGCCAAGUUUGACCAAGAGGUGCUCCAGGCCCUGGAGAAAGAGGAGGUCACAGGCUCUCAGGCCCCAGGCGGCCUCUCUCCUCAAGGGCCGCGGCACGUAGUGGGAUGGGUUGAUCCUGAGGCGCCAUGGACCGAGUUUCUGCACUUGCUGCAGCCUAGGCAGGACCCGGGGGGCAGCCCUGAAGGGGCAGCCGGGAUGCUUCUUGAAAAGAGAAGCUGCCCACCCAUCACUGUGCCCCGUGAAGGAAGGAGAGCAGGAGCUGGUAGGGAAGAUAACCCAGCUGCCCUGGAGGAUGGGGGCUUGGGAGAGGGGCAGGGGGGCCCUCGCCUCCUCCUCACCGGGUUGCAUGCCUGCGGUGACCUGAGUGUAGCAGUCCUGCGUCACUUUGCCCGCUGCCCACAGGUAGGGGCCAUCACUUCAGUGGGCUGUUGCUACAUGAAGCUGACCACUGAGGAAACAGGCCCCUGCCCCUAUGAGUGGGGCUACCCUCUGAGCAGCUGGGUUGCCUCCUUGCCAGGCCACCAGCUCUCCUACAAGGCCCGCGAGGGGGCCUGCCAUGCUCUUGAGGACUACAUUGGCCGGCUCAGGCGGCAGAGCCCUGGCCUCCAGACCCACUGCUUCCGCGCCACCCUGGAGACGGUGAUUCGGGCUGUGGACCCAGCUAAGAGGCGCUUGGGGGUCCAGACUAUCAAGAAGGCCCACACCCUUUCCUUCCAAGAGUAUGCCCGACUGGGGCUGGAGCGCUUAGGACUGGAGGCCAGCCUGGCCCUCGUGCCACCUGAGCCCCUGGCAGCCAUGUUGGCCCAGGAACAGCAGGUAGUGGUCUUCUUCUGCCUGGCCCUCCUUCUGGCCCCCGUGGUGGAGACUCUUAUCCUGCUGGACCGCAUGAUCUACCUGCAGGAGCAAGGGUUCCAAUGUGAGCUCCUCCCGCUGUUCGACCCCCACUUCUCCCCCAGGAACCUGGUGCUUCUGGCAGCAAAGACCAAGUUGGGUUCCUUCCUCAGAGGCCUCUCAGCAGAAACCUAACAAGAGAGAGUUGAGUGGGAAGUUUCCUUUCUUCUCCCAAUGGAAGAGACCCAGCUGGAUGUGGGGCCUCUGGGCAGCUCCUUCCCAAGCAGAGCCAUGCUUGGAAACCCCAAGACACUGAGGGUUUGAAGUGCGCCACUUUGGAUGCCCAGGACUUGCCCAGGACACUGGAAAAAACAGCUUGAGAGGUAAUUGAAAGGAUUUCCAGCAGAGGAAGGUGGGUUGGAUCUUCACAGACCGCAAGAGGAGGAAAGGCUGGGAAGUCCUUUAUUGAGGAGAUGAUUGAUCCAGGCAGCCUCUGGUCCGUAAUGAGAAGAGAGCAGCGUCAAUACCAGUAAGACUUCCUGAAGCUCCGCGUCUCCACGAUCCCCUUCAGCUCCAUGAUCUCCUCUUGGAACGUCUUCAAGGAGGGAAUGUAGGUCUUCUCCAGGGCGUCCUCCACAGACGUGUCCUUGGGGCCAUCUUGGAGGAAGGAAAGAAAGGUUUAGCAUUCUUUUUCUCCCAGUCCUGUUCUCUAUAAGGCUGUUCUCAUGGCAAUACCAGAAUGAUAAUAACUGGGGAGGGGGUCCGGGGCAAGUGCUGCCCCUCUCUCCCCCCAGGAAGCCCCCAUUCACCUGUCCAUUGCUCUGGGAUGAUGCCAUCCUCCCGCUGCUCCACCGGCUUGGGGAUGAUCCUGCCAGUCCUGAGGGAGACUCGCACUCGCUCCCCCUCCUCUGUGUAGCGCCAUUCCACCUCCGUGGGUUGCCUGGGGGCGGGAUGACAGAAAGCGGGCAAAGGGGCCGAAUGACCGAUCCACCGGAGUAAAGAGGCUCCCAACCCCAGCGCCAGGCAAAGCCCCAAGAGGCGCCUGGAGCGUCAGCAGUUGUGCUUAAAAGGCUCUACUGUCUUCUCCUAAUAAAGGGACGCUUGGUAUAAAAA